CACCCAUCCAAAUACUAAUUGCAAACUGCAGCAUUUAUAAUCGUAUUCUCUCGUUUGAGCUUGAGGUCUCUCUUUCACUCUCCCCUCUUAUUGGAUGCCGAAAUCUGCGGUUCCUUCUGUUCGUUGGUAUGGUUGGGGUCGCCACUCGCCACCUGAGACCUCACCUCUAAUAGGUAGGUAUUGUUUGGCUACAGCUCCACCGCACCCCUUUCUCAUUUCUCCUCUUCUGCUUUGGGAAUCCUAUAGUUCAAUCGGUUCUGCAUCGCCCCAGAUUGAUCAUACUUCGGACUCGGAGGCGUAUUUCGCUCAGAUCUGUAUAAUUAUCGUACCCAUUUCAUAGCUGGAUUGAAAUCGAACAACCUCCCAGUUUGUAGUGGUUCCGGUCCCUCUAUUCCCUCCCAAACCUUCCAUGGUGAAAUCCCCAAUUAUCUGGUCUCCAACCGGAGAGACACCCUCCAUUCGCGAGUCCCUUCCAAUUUCAUCAAGAAAUCCGCACAAACAAUAAUAGUAAGGAUAGAAGAACUUGGACCCCUCAUCCCUCUCUCUCUCUGUAAUUGAUCCCUUACUCUCUCUCAUGGCUAAUAAAUGUUUCAGCUUCACCGCAUCAAGGGACUGGUGCUACCGUUACGCCUUCGCUAGCACUGGGCUUCGAUCGGCCACGACCGACCUCGGCGAUGGCACUGUCGUACAUUGUUGGGUCCCCAAGACGCACAAACAGAACAAACCAACUCUGCUCCUACUCCAUGGAUUUGGAGCCAACGCAAUGUGGCAAUGGGGCGAUAUCCUCCGCAGCUUCGUCUCCCGCUUCAAUAUUUACGUCCCCGACCUCCUCUUCUUCGGUGACUCGUUCACCACUCGCCCCGAGCGGUCCGAGUCGUUCCAGGCCCAGUGCAUGAUGAGAAUGAUGGCGGCCCACGGGGUGCAAAAGAUGAUCUUGAUUGGGCUAAGCUACGGCGGGUUCGUCGGGUACGGCAUGGCGGCGCAGUUCCCGGAGGCGGUGGAGAAGGUGGUGAUAUGUUGCUCCGGGGUGUGCCUGGAGGAGAAGGAUAUGUCGGAGGGCUUGUUCAUCGUCUCCAACUUGGACGAUGUCUUCAGCGUUUUGCUGCCGCAGACGCCGGAGAAGCUUAGAGAGCUCAUGCGGUUAUCGUUCGUCAAGCCGGCCAAGAUCGUUCCUUCUUGCUUCCUUCGCGAUUUCAUCGACGUUAUGUGUACAGAAUAUGUUGAAGAGAAAAAGGAGUUGAUCCAUGCUUUACUCAAAGACAGGAAGCUUUCUGAUCUUCCCAAAAUCUCUCAGCCAACGUUAAUAAUCUGGGGAGAGCAAGAUCAGGUAUUCCCAUUGGUGUUGGGACACAGAUUGAAAAGUUAUCUUGGGGAGAAUGCUCAGCUAGUAGUGAUAAAGAAUGCGGGGCAUGCUGUCAACUUUGAGAAGCCCAAGGAGAUAUACAAGCACUUGAAACCCUUCCUUUUUGAUUCUCCUCCUCCUUCUCCUCCAUCACAGCAUCCUCCUUCAAAGUUUCUUGAAAACAAAGUAGAUUGAUGAACUGGUUUAAUCUGAUACGUACUACAUUGUUAAACUAAUAUCAUGGCUAUAUGGAAGCUGCUGGUGGCCUGGUGGGACUCUUAGAAAAGGCAGGCAGAGGAAGGUUUAGUCCAAAUGUGCAACAAAUUAAUUAAGGAUCCAUAUUGGUGAUGAUGAGUAUGUAUAAUUGAUUGAUAACAUAAAUGCAUAUUGUACAAUAGAUCGAUUGAUUCAUUGAUUGA
Messenger RNA from Nelumbo nucifera (sacred lotus), 1761 nucleotides. RefSeq lists its product as uncharacterized. Gene Ontology annotation, molecular function: catalytic activity. NCBI's taxonomy places the organism in Eukaryota, Viridiplantae, Streptophyta, Magnoliopsida, Proteales, Nelumbonaceae. The record is from RefSeq and is a predicted model, not a curated record.